CAAAAAUGUCUCGGGAUGCAGACAGUGGUUCUGCGAACCAAGAAAUUAACUUUUGGUUAUCCAUGGAAACAGCGUUGGAAGGCAUCGAAAAGCAACUUCGUGGUGACGGAGUCCAGCUGACCAUGGAAAUUCUUCGGCACGCUAAACGUUACCAAGCGACACUGAGUUUCGUUGCAGAUACUGGACUCCGAGAGGCAAUGGAUACAGUUCAGAAAUACAAUCAGCUGAUGCGGGACUUUCCAUUAGACGAAUUAUUGUCGGCAACAACUCUCCAGAAAGUUCAAGAGUCUCUCGGAUUAAUUUUCAACCAUCUCAAUAGGAAACUCAAGAUAUCUCCGUACCCUAUCAAGAGGGCUUUGGCUCUGGUGGAGGCUAUAUCUGGCGACUUAGACUCACAAAUCCAUGCCCUGCUUCAUGGACGAACGAUCAUGCAUCUUGAUUACCGAGAAUUCCGUUCAUUGAUGAAGACUUGCAGUGCGAUUUGGCGAACCUGGGACGAAAACGUGAAAGAAUUCACCAACGUUGGACGUGAUGCUUCUCGCCGGCGAAAUGAGAAAUUCAUCCCAAUUAAGAUUGUUCCCAGACACACAAAGACCCAAGAGCGCUUGAAAUACAUUAAUACAUUCCGCGUCAAUCACGAGCAACUGCAGAGAACGAUUGUUAAUGUUCUGGGUCCGAAAUCAUCUAUGAAUGCGAAUGGAGCCGACGGGGCAGUUAUUGUUGAAGAAAUUGGUGAUGUGGACGCCGUGGAGGAGGUGACACAGGCAUAUGCCGCUUUGAAAGACGUCGACGUCCUCGAUGUCUCUGAAGAAGGCACGCAGCUAUGGAUCCAGGCGGAGAUAUCCUACAACGAACGAACAUCGCGUGUCGAGAACUCUAUCAUUGCCCGUUUACGAGACCGUCUUGCGACAGCUAAGAACGCAAACGAGAUGUUCCGUGUUUUCUCCAAAUUCAAUGCUUUGCUUGUACGACCUAAAAUUCGCGGUGCGAUUGGUGAAUACCAAACCACGCUCAUUGACAAUGUCAAACACGACAUCUCUGCUCUGCAUGAACGGUUCAAGCAACAAUACGGUCAUUCAGAAGCCCAUGCUAUGGCUCAACUGCGAGACCUACCUCCUGUCUCCGGCGCCAUUGUUUGGGCACGUCAAAUCGAACGACAGCUUAAUGGCUAUAUGCGCAAAGUCGAGGAUGUUCUUGGCGAGGAUUGGCAUUUGCACUCCGAAGGCCAAAAACUUCAGGCUGAGAGCAACUUAUUUCGGAAAAAGCUGGAUACUCGCCCGGUAUUUGAGUCUUGGCUCCAUGAUGUUCAACGAAGACACAUUACAAUUUCGGGACGUCUAUUUAAUAUCGUCCGAAACCGAGCUGCUGGAAAUUCCUUAGAACUGACGGUCAACUUCGACGCACAGAUUAUUGCUCUUUUCAAGGAAGUGCGGAACUUGAUCUGGUUGAACUUCCAGGUUCCUCAUGCGGUCAGCAGUAUAUCAAAGGAAGCUAAACGUGUGUAUCCAUACGCUAUCAGCCUUAUGGAAACAGUUCGUACACUACUUCAGACAACUCGUACCAUUUCUGCGAUGACCGAGGUCGCAAUCUUGUUGAGUGGCUAUCAAAAUGAUGCUCAAGCUAUGAUCAUCAAAGGCAUUCCCCUACGCUGGGAGUCUUUCGUUCACUCUUAUGAGCUUCACGUCAAACAAUCUACGCUAACCAAUGGUGCACUUGACCCAACGAUUGCUGGAAGGGGCGAAAGCAAACACGUUCAAUUUGUCCGCGAAUUUGCAGUGUCAGCUUCAGUACUCCAGUCUAAAGCUGCAACUUUGGCUUCGAUCAACGAGAAUAUCCAGAAGGCUAUUCUAGAGCUUAAGACUUGUCCUUACGAAUCAACAGUGUUCCGCCAACGCCUAGACUCGAUCCAAAUAUCUGUCGAUAAGCUAAACCUCGAAAACUAUGUCAAUCUCGGCUACUGGGUAUCAAAUUUGAACUUGAAAAUUGAAUCCAUUUUGCGCGAGAGGCUCCACAAAGCAAUCAGAGUCUGGAUUUCUUCGUUCCAAGAAUCGAAGAAUGAACAAUACUCUAAACGUGUGUCCAGCCAGGGAACACAAACAGUUGGCGAUGGUUCUGAAGUUGAUAUUUACCGAAUUGAAUUUCCACAACUUGUUCAUGAAGUCUCAAUGAGGAAUCAGGUCUUGCAUCUUGAUCCACCACUACAGUACGCACGCGCAAGCUGGUUUGCCCACCUCGGUCAAUGGCUUGGUGUCAUUUGCCAUCUCGAGAAGAUCAAGUCCUCACGCUACCAAAUCUCGCUUGAUGUGGAGAAGACCGAACUCUCUGAAACUUCGUUUGUCAACCUUCCUCAACACUGCUCUGAUGAGCUAGCUGAAGUUUACGGGGCUGUGGAAGCUAGACUGGGAGAAAUUUCGAACUAUGUUGAUAAAUGGCUUCAAUUUCAGUCUCUCUGGGAUUUACAAGCUGACCAAGUCUACGACAUACUCGGUGACGACCUCUCGCAAUGGCUCCAACUACUUCAAGAAAUUCGCAAAAGCCGUGCAACAUUUGAUACAUCAGAAGUCAGUCGACCUUUUGGCAAUAUCACUAUCGACUACGAGCAAGUGCAAACUAAAGUAAAUGCCAAAUAUGACCAGUGGCAGCACGAGAUUCUCCACAAAUUCGGAACUAAACUUGGUGGUCGUAUGAGGGAAGUUCACUCUGAAAUUGCUGCCGCUCGUAGAGACUUGGAAGGGCAAACCCUGGAAGCUUCCUCCACGGCGCACGCCGUGUCAUUCAUCACAAUUGUACAACAGUGCAAGCGCAAGGCAAAGGUUUGGGAACCGCAGGUGGACCUAUUUAGACAAGGUCAGACAACUUUAGCACGUCAGCGAUAUCAAUUUCCCACCGAUUGGCUACACGUGGAAAAUGUGGACGGAGAAUGGACUGCAUUGAAUGAGUUGCUUAUUAGAAAGGGCAAGAUCGUCCAAGACCAGACAGAAGCUCUACGUGCCAAAAUCACAGCUGAAGAUAAGGUUAUUGGCGACAAGAUCAAAGACAUCAUUACUCAAUGGAACGAUGAAAAACCGGUAUCUGGUACUAUUCCUCCAGAAGAGGCCUCUCAAACAUUAAGCUCAUUCCAAUCUCGACUUGAAAGUUUGCAGUCAGAGUUUGAGAUGGUUUCAAAAGCCAAAGAAGCACUGGAUCUUCCUUCCAGUGCAGAGUCAUCAUUGCCUGCAAUAUUAGAAGAAGUCCAGGACUUCAUGUCUGUAUGGGCUGCAUUGUCAACGAUCUGGAAGAGCUUGAAUGAUCUUCGUGAGAUGUUAUGGACCAGCGUCCAACCUAGGAAACUUCGACAAUCUAUCGACAAUCUCAUCAAGAUGACAAAGGAGAUGCCCAGCCGCAUGCGCCAAUAUGCCGCUUUUGAACACAUCCAAAAUGUUCUGCGCCAGCUUCUGAAGAUUAAUCCCCUUCUGUCAGAUCUCAAAUCGGAGGCAAUUAAAGAGAGACAUUGGCAAAAGAUUUUCAAGGCUUUGAAACCAGGGAAGCGGUUCUCACAAGUUGCCUUGACCCUCGGAGAUGUCUGGGACCUACAGCCUGCUGCUAGUGAGAAUGUCCUGCGAGAUAUUAUUGCUCAGGCACAGGGCGAAAUGGCUCUGGAGGAAUUCCUUAAAAUGGUUCGUGAGACUUGGCAAAAUUAUUCUUUGGACCUUGUCAACUAUCAGAAUAAAUGUCGCCUGAUCCGAGGCUUUGAUGAUCUCUUUGCGAAGUGCAGUGAAAAUCUCAACUCCUUACAAGCUAUGAGACAUUCGCCAUACUACAAAGAAUUCGAGGAGGAAGCCUCGACAUGGGAAGAUAAGCUCAAUAGGGUUCAUGUUCUUUUCGAUGUAUGGAUUGAUGUCCAACGUCAAUGGGUAUACCUUGAAGGCGUUUUCACAGGAAAUGCUGAUAUCAAGCACCUCCUUCCCCUGGAAUCUGCUCGAUUCCAAAACAUCAACUCUGAAUUUUUUGCGGUAAUGAAAAAGGUCUAUAAAUCACCCUUUGUUCUCGACGUACUAGCCAUUACUGGUGUUCAAAAAUCUUUGGAGAGACUGGCAGAGCUGCUUAACAAGAUCCAGAAAGCUCUUGGUGAAUACCUUGAACGAGAACGUGUCUCAUUCCCUCGUUUCUAUUUCGUUGGUGAUGAAGAUCUCUUGGAGAUUAUUGGUAAUAGCAAUGAUACACUUCGGGUCGCUAAGCAUUUCAAGAAAAUGUUUGCUGGUUUGUCUGGCCUCGUUAUGGACGAUGACAACAACAUUGUUGGUUGCACAUCGAAAGAAGGAGAAGAAGUCAGAUUAAAACGCGAAGUAAAUCUUAUCAAAACACCGCGGAUCAAUGAUUGGCUGUCAGCUUUGGAUAAUAAUCUGAAAGUGACCCUUGCGGAGCUCCUAGCAGAGGCGGUUGAACAGUUUGAGACUAUCUACAACACCAAUGAAGUGGAUCAAACAGCUUUCAACGACUACCUUGCCAACUACCCUGCUCAAAUAGUUGUGCUUGCAAGUCAAGCUGUGUGGACCAAUGCUGUUCAAAAGUCCCUUGAGAAUGGCGGUAGUGAUCUAUCUUCAUUGUAUGAUGCCGAAGUACGCAUCCUUGAAUUGCUUGCUGCCACUGUCCUUGGUGAGCUAGAUGCUAUCACGAGGAAGAAGUGUGAACAUAUGAUUACGGAAUUUGUUCACCAGCGAGAUGUCAUCUCAAAACUCAUCAAAUUCAACGCAACGACACCCACUCAUUAUAUGUGGCUCCUUCAAAUGCGCUAUAUGUAUAAGAAUGAGGGCGAUUUCCUACAGCGUCUCUAUGUGCACAUGGCCAAUGCCAAAUUAGAUUACGGCUUUGAAUACUUGGGUGUCCCUGAACGACUUGUUCGCACACCUCUUACAGACCGUUGUUUCCUCACUUUGACGCAGGCUCUUUGCCAGAGAUUGGGAGGUUCUCCAUACGGACCUGCAGGCACUGGUAAGACGGAAUCGGUCAAGGCACUGGGUCUGCAACUUGGUCGUUUCACCUUGGUGUUUUGCUGUGAUGACACAUUCGAUUUCCAAGCCAUGGGGCGAAUUUUCUUGGGUAUUUGCCAAGUUGGUGCUUGGGGAUGUUUCGACGAGUUCAAUCGUUUAGAAGAACGGAUUCUCUCUGCGGUCUCACAACAAAUCCAAAAUAUCCAGAUUGGUCUUCGCAAGGGCAACGAUGAUGAUACAACCCAAAUCGAAUUGGUCGGUCGACGCCUUCGAGUCAAUCAAAAUACAGGUAUUUUCAUUACGAUGAACCCAGGCUACGCCGGACGAUCCAACCUCCCCGACAAUUUGAAAAAGCUUUUCCGAAGUGUCGCAAUGUCAAAGCCAGACAAGGAGCUCAUUGCCGAAGUCAUGCUUUUCUCUCAAGGGUUCAAGCAAGCGAAGUCUCUUUCCAAACAGACCGUUCCUUUCUUCGAUCACUGCUCAGGCAGGUUAACAAAGCAGGCUCAUUACGACUUCGGUCUUCGUGCCUUGAAAAGUGUACUCGUCAGCUCUGGAGGAUUGAAACGUGCACGUCUCGCAAAUUCAGAUGGUAACCUUGGUCCGGAUGAGGUUGUUGAACCUCAGAUCAUUGUUCAAAGUCUGCGUGAAACUAUUGCUCCCAAGCUUAUCCGUGAAGACGUCGAAACAAUGCUAGAUAUCCAGAGGGAAGAUUUCCCAGGCGUUGAAUAUGUACCCGCCAAUUACGAGAAACUCACACAAGCCAUUCGCGACAUUGCGAAUGAGAAUAAUUAUGUUGCUAGUGACACCUGGAUUACCAAAACCCUCCAACUAUACCAAAUUCAAAGCAUUCAUCACGGUGUCAUGAUGGUUGGACGCUCAGGUUCUGGAAAAUCGGCCUCAUGGAAAGUACUACUUCAAGCCUUGCAGCGUGUUGAGGGCAUUGAAGGCGUGUGUCAUGUAAUUGAUUCUAAGGUAAUGCCAAAGGAAGCGCUUUACGGUAAUCUUGACAGCACAACGAGAGAGUGGACCGACGGUUUGUUCACUGGUAUUUUGCGAAAAGUCGUUGACAACCUACGUGGAGAGGAUUCUAAACGCCACUGGAUUGUGUUUGAUGGUGAUGUUGACCCUGAAUGGGUUGAAAAUCUUAACAGUGUCCUGGAUGAUAACAAAUUGUUGACGCUACCUAAUGGUGAACGUCUUAAUCUGCCUCCGAAUGUCCGCAUAAUGUUCGAAGUGGAGACGUUGAAAUAUGCAACCUUAGCUACUGUCAGUCGUUGCGGUAUGGUGUGGUUCAACGAUGACACUGUAACUCCAGCAAUGAUGGUUACAAACUACGUCGAAUCACUAAAGACCAAGACCUUUGACGAUCUUGACGAUGAUACUGUACCCGCAGGGCAAGCCUCCGCAAAGACACAAGCUGUCCAGGAUACGAUAUCCGACAUCCUUAAGCAAUUCAUGCAAAGCGACGAACUCAUCUACAAGACCCUCGAAGAAGCUCGGUCAUACGAUCAUAUUAUGGAGUACACGGAAAUCCGCGCCUUAAACACUCUCUUCAGCUUGCUGAACAAAGCAUGCCGCAACGUGCUAGAAUACAACAUCCAACACAUUGACUUUCCACUUGAAGCAGAACAAGUGGAGUCAUACAUAUCUAAGAAGUUGCUUCUUGCACUAGUUUGGUCUCUGACUGGCGACUGUCCAUUGGCCGAUCGGAAACGGUUUGGGGAGUAUCUCACCGCAUCCUCCACAAUUGAUCCACCUCCACUCAGCGAAUCCUCAUCACUUAUUGACUUUGAUGUGUCUUUACCAAAGGCGGAUUGGAUCACUUGGCAAUCCCAAGUACCAUCAGUUGAGAUCAAUACUCAUUCCAUCACUCAAACCGAUGUCAUUAUCCCAACUUUAGAUACCGUUCGCCACGAAGACGUACUCUACUCGUGGCUUGCUGAGCACAAGCCUCUCUUACUAUGUGGUCCACCCGGAUCCGGUAAGACCAUGACAUUGUUUUCUGCCCUUCGAAAGUUACCAAACAUGGAGGUUGUUGGUCUCAACUUCUCCAGCGCCACUACACCGGAUCUCCUCAUUAAGACUUUUGAACAAUAUUGUGAAUAUAGGAAAACGUUGAAUGGUGUAGUAAUGUCUCCGAACCAAAUUGGACGCUGGCUGGUCAUCUUCUGUGACGAGAUCAACUUGCCAGCCCCUGAUCGUUAUGGUACGCAACGUGCAAUCUCGUUCUUGAGACAAUUGGUAGAACACAACGGUUUCUGGCGGACAUCAGACAAGACAUGGGUUACCCUGGACCGUAUUCAAUUCGUUGGUGCUUGUAACCCUCCCACCGAUGCCGGACGUACCCCCAUGGGAGAACGUUUCUUACGACACGCACCAUUGAUGAUGGUCGACUAUCCUGGAGAGCUUUCGCUGAAUCAAAUCUACGGAACAUUCAACUCGGCUGUCCUCAAAAUUAUUCCCACAUUGCGUGGAUACGCGGAUGCAUUGACGAAAGCCAUGGUGCAAUUUUAUUUGGAGUCACAGACAAGAUUCACGCCAAAGAUCCAACCUCAUUAUGUGUAUUCGCCACGUGAAUUGACAAGAUGGGUACGUGGUGUUUACGAGGCUAUCAAGCCAUUGGAGAGCCUUUCCGUUGAGGGUCUGGUCCGAAUUUGGGCCCACGAAGCCCUUCGUCUCUUCCAAGAUCGUCUCGUUGCCGAAGAGGAACGCAAAUGGACGGAUGAAUUAGUGCGACGUAUUGCAUUGGAGCAUUUCCCAACGAUUGAUGAGGAACAAGCAUUGAAAGGGCCGAUCCUCUUUUCGAACUGGCUUUCGAAGAACUACGUACCAGUGGAACAGGAGCAACUGCGUGAUUUCGUUAAAGCCCGACUUAAGACAUUCUGUGAAGAGGAAGUGGAUGUUCCAUUGGUUCUCUUUAACGACGUUCUGGAACAUGCGCUUCGUAUCGAUCGUGUAUUCAGACAACCACAAGGUCAUCUCAUUCUCAUCGGUGUCAGUGGAAGUGGAAAGACCACACUUUCAAGAUUCGUAGCGUGGAUGAAUGGUUUGAAGAUCUUCCAAAUAAAGGUUCACGGAAAGUACUCCUCCGAAGAUUUCGAUGAGGACCUGAGAAACGUUUUGCGACGAGCUGGAUGCAAAGGAGAAAAGAUUUGCUUCAUCAUGGACGAAUCUAAUGUGCUUGAUUCCGGAUUCCUUGAGCGCAUGAAUACUUUACUUGCAAAUGCAGAAGUUCCAGGUCUGUUUGAAGGAGACGAGUUUGCUUCUCUCAUGACUGCCUGCAAAGAGGGUGCUCAACGCCAAGGAUUACUUCUUGAUUCUCAAGAGGAGUUGUAUAAGUGGUUCACACAGCAGAUUGUGAAGAAUCUUCAUGUUGUGUUUACUAUGAAUCCUCCCGAAGAUGGACUGUCUUCUAAAGCUGCAACCAGUCCUGCUUUGUUCAAUCGUUGUGUCCUUAACUGGUUCGGCGACUGGUCAGAUCAAGCCCUGUUCCAAGUUGGUUCCGAGCUCACGCAAUCUGUGGACCUUGACAAACCCAACUUUACUGCACCCGAUAGUAUUCCAGUGGCUUACCGUGACCUCCACCUUCCUGCUUCUCACCGUGAAGCUGUGGUCAACUCAAUGGUUUACAUCCAUUACUCAUUGCAGAAAUUCAAUCAGCGCCUCCAAAAGCAGCAGGGUAGAACGACAUACUUGACUCCUCGUCACUACCUUGACUUUGUCGCACAAUACGUCAAAUUAUUCAAUGAGAAGCGAGAGGAUCUCGAGGAGCAACAGCGGCACUUGAAUGUUGGUCUAGAGAAACUCAGAGAUACAGUAGACAAGGUCCGCGAACUGCGUGUUAGUCUUGCUGUAAAGAAGACCCAAUUGGAGAAGAAAGACGCAGAGGCCAACGAGAAACUUCAACGAAUGGUUGCAGAUCAACGGGAAGCUGAACAACGCAAGUCCGCUUCACUUGAAAUCCAGGCUGCUCUUGAAAAACAAGAACAGGAAGUUGCCACCCGAAAGGAAGUGGUGUUGAACGACCUGGCAAGAGCAGAGCCUGCAGUCUUGGAAGCCCAAAAGAGUGUCAGCAACAUCAAGCGCCAACAUCUUACUGAAGUUCGUUCUAUGGGUAAUCCUCCUGCAAGUGUACGGCUGGCUCUCGAAGCCGUUUGCACCUUGCUCGGCCAUAAGGUCGACAGUUGGAAAACGAUCCAAGGUAUCAUUCGUCGUGACGACUUUAUUGCAAGUAUUGUGAACUACGACAAUGAGCGACAAAUGACUCGCAACCACCGAGUGAAAAUGAAGAAUGAAUUUUUGUCUAAGGAUGAUUUCACAUAUGAAAGGGUUAACCAUGCCAGUAAAGCCUGUGGUCCUCUUGUCCAAUGGGUUGAAGCGCAGGUCAAUUACUCUGAGAUCUUGGACCGUGUUGGCCCACUUCGUGAUGAAGUUGAAAAGCUCGAGGAAACGGCACUUCAAACCAAAGCGGAAGCUCAAGCUAUUGAAAACACGAUCCAGAGUCUCGAAAGCAGUAUCGCCACCUACAAGACCGAAUAUGCCGCCCUCAUCAGUGAAACGCAAGCUAUCAAGACUGAGAUGAGCCGCGUGCAAUUCAAGGUUGAUCGAAGUGUUCGGCUAUUGGACAGCCUGGCCUCAGAACGCGAGCGUUGGGAAGAAGGAAGCAAGUCGUUCGAAACUCAAAUUAGCACACUUGUUGGCGAUGUCCUCAUUGCUGCGGCAUUCCUUGCAUAUGCUGGUCUGUACGACCAACAGUUCCGCAAAGCGAUGAUUGAUGACUGGGUCAAUCAGCUGGCACAGUCCGGCAUCACAUUCAAGCCUCACAAUCCUAUCACAGAGUACCUCUCAAAUGCAGAUGAACGUUUGGCAUGGCAAGGAAAUUCGCUACCUGUCGAUGACUUGUGUACAGAGAACGCCAUCAUCCUAAAACGAUUCAACCGAUAUCCUCUGAUUAUUGAUCCUUCGGGACGCAUUACAGAAUUUCUUCAGAAGGAAAGCCAAGAGAGGAAACUUACUGUUACUAGUUUCUUGGAUGAUUCAUUCGUCAAGCAGCUGGAAAGCGCCUUGCGGUUUGGCAAUCCAAUCCUCAUCCAAGAUGCGGAGCACUUGGAUCCUAUUCUCAAUCACGUUCUGAACAAGGAAUACCAAAAGACUGGAGGGCGUGUUCUGAUUCAACUAGGCAAGCAAGAAAUCGAUUUCUCGCCAUCUUUCAGACUCUUUUUGUCUACAAGAGAUCCAUCUGCUACUUUCCCGCCCGAUAUCUGCAGUAGGACGACAUUUGUCAAUUUCACAGUGACGCAGAGCAGCUUGCAGACUCAGUCUCUCAACGAAGUCCUCAAGGUGGAACGUCCUGAUGUUGAUGAACGGCGCACGAAUCUCAUCAAAUUACAAGGAGAGUUCAAGAUUCACCUCCGUCAGCUAGAAAAACGACUAUUACAAGCAUUGAACGAGUCACGUGGUAAUAUUUUAGACGACGACAAUGUUAUUGAGACAUUGGAGACGCUUAAGAAGGAGGCUGCUGAAAUCACUAAGAAGAUGUCGGAGACGGAAGGUGUCAUGAGCGAAGUCGACAAUAUCACUCUCGAAUACAAUAUUAUUGCUCGAGCAUGCAGUGCAGUAUUCGCAGUGCUGGAACAGCUUCAUCAUAUCAAUCAUUUCUAUCAAUUUUCGCUGCAGUAUUUCGUGGACAUAUUCAAUUCUGUUCUCCAUGGAAACAAAAAGCUUGCUCAAGAGAAAGCUCACGCAGCAAGAGUCGACAUCAUCCUCCGUGAUCUUUUCAUUACAACGUAUCAACGUACAUCAUUGGGCUUGCUACAGAAGGACCGUAUAACGCUAGCCAUGCUCCUUGCACAGGCCACACCUUACCAAAUGGACAAGGGCAUUAUUGACACUAUUCUUGAUGAGAGUGUUGAAGGUGUUGAUUUGUCGACGACUACGGAAUCAAGAGACCAGGUGAUUCAAAGGCUAUCUAACAUGUCACUAUUCAAACCACAUGUGUCGAAUAUUUCGGAUGAAACUUGGAGAGCGUUCUUCACCGAAGAAUUGGCGGAGAAUUUCGUACCGCCUGUUUGGGAGGAAAACAUUGAACCCCUCAAUCAACAACUUCGCUCUCUUCUUCUGGUCAAGCUUUGCCGUAUGGAUCGGUUUGUCCCAGUUGCCGAGCGUUUCGUCGCAGCUGUUUUCGGUCGCGAGCUAUAUGAGGGCAGUAGCGAUCUCAAGUAUGUGGUUGAGCAAGUCACCGCUACGGCCCCGAUUGCACUCAGCUCUAGCCCUGGAUUUGACGCCAGUUACAAGGUUGAUGGACUGGUUGAACGGAUGCAUGCUACUUGUGCCAAUAUUGCCAUGGGUUCAAACGAAGGUGUCGAAAGUGCAGACAAAGCUAUCAGCAACGCUGCAGCAGCAGGAUCAUGGGUGUUGGUGAAGAACGUUCAUCUGGCUCCUUCUUGGCUCCAGAGUCUGGAAAAGCGGUUAGACUCUUUGAAGCCGCACAAGGAAUUCCGACUCUUCUUGUCAAUGGAGACUAGCCCCAAGAUUCCAGUCAACCUUCUCCGAGCCUCCCGUGUUUUGAUGUUUGAACAGCCAGCAGGGGUUCGAGCAAAUAUGAAGGACUCUCUCUCCUCGUUGUCACUACGUGCCAGUAAAGCUCCGGUCGAAAAGGCGCGCGUCUACGUGCUGCUUGCAUUCUUGCAUGCCGUUAUUCAAGAACGGCUCCGCUACGCACCUAGUCUUGGUUGGAAGGGUUUCUGGGAAUUCAAUGAUAGUGAU
Molecule: messenger RNA, 11735 nt
Organism: Talaromyces proteolyticus
Lineage: Eukaryota; Fungi; Ascomycota; Eurotiomycetes; Eurotiales; Trichocomaceae
Product: dynein heavy chain
Exons: 1
Biological process (GO): microtubule-based movement
Cellular component (GO): dynein complex
Molecular function (GO): minus-end-directed microtubule motor activity; dynein light intermediate chain binding; ATP binding
Source: RefSeq, a predicted model, not a curated record